Molecule: messenger RNA, 4523 nt
Organism: Oenanthe melanoleuca
Lineage: Eukaryota; Metazoa; Chordata; Aves; Passeriformes; Muscicapidae
Gene: KDM4C
Product: lysine demethylase 4C
Exons: 21
Coding region: 1026-3698 (890 amino acids)
Biological process (GO): chromatin remodeling
Cellular component (GO): nucleus
Molecular function (GO): histone H3K9 demethylase activity; histone H3K36 demethylase activity
Source: RefSeq, a predicted model, not a curated record
GUCUGGACUUUUCACACAAUACAAUAUUCAGAAAAAGCCCAUGACAGUGAAGGAGUUCAAGCAGCUUGCCAACAGUGACAAACAUUUGGAGCUCACAAAUGAACCAAAGUGCUUCUCUACUUGACCUGUGGAAAAUAGGAGCAUAUCUGCAUCCUGUAAUCAAGGAGUUCACGCGUGCAUAUUAUUCAGGGCCCAACAGAACUACAAUCGGCUUUAGUUAAGACGUAUUUUUCUAAUUUGUUUUUUAUCUCUGUUCAGAGUUAUUACAUUAUGUAAAUGUACUUGGUCUCAGUGUUUUACAUUUGGAUUUUCUUUCAGUUCGUUAAACUGUAGCAUACUGACAGUUUUACUAUGAAACUGUAGUUCUCGGAGUUGCAGUAAUGGGGGAGUAAGUUUUCUUUUCUGGAGACUAAACAUGGAAGUACAGAGAUCUGAUGAAGGAUCCUGAGGCAAAGCUGUUGAUAGAUGUUUCUGUGGUAGUGUGCUUGUGUUCUGUUCCCAUGAGAUUUUGAAAGGUUACGUGAGUAACCUUUUACAUAAGUAUAUUUAAGCAUGUAAGUGUGUGUUAUGUAUCUUGUGCUGUUUUAAAGGAGUAAAAAGUUUCCUUAAAUACUUCCUUUCUCUGUAUCAUAGAAUUUUUUUAAUCAGCUGUUUGAAACAACAAGUUUUCUUGUAAGGUUUUUCUGGGGCAGGAAGAAGAGAAGGAAGUAUUGGUUUUACCUGUGCGGGCUGCAUGGCUGAGUUAGUUUACGUUGUUCUGAGACAGGACCUAUAUCUGAGCCUUUUCAGAGCUGGUAGUGAGAUACCGCACUCCAAGAUAUGUAGACUAUGAAGAUCUGGAGCGUAAAUACUGGAAGAACUUGACUUUUGUGGCACCAAUUUAUGGAGCAGAUAUCAAUGGGAGCAUUUAUGAUGAAGGUAUUGAGGAAUGGAAUAUUGCCCAUCUUAAUACGAUAUUGGAUGUUGUAGGAGAAGAGUGUGGAAUUUCUAUCGAGGGUGUAAAUACACCAUAUCUUUAUUUUGGCAUGUGGAAAACAACGUUUGCGUGGCACACUGAAGAUAUGGAUCUCUACAGUAUUAAUUACCUCCAUUUUGGGGAGCCAAAGUCAUGGUAUGCUAUUCCUCCAGAGCAUGGGAAACGGCUUGAAAGACUAGCUCAAGGGUUCUUUCCAAGCAGUUCCCAAGGAUGUGAUGCUUUUCUUCGCCACAAGAUGACUCUGAUUUCUCCCUCAAUAUUGAAAAAGUAUGGAAUUCCUUUUGACAAGGUUACCCAAGAGGCAGGAGAAUUUAUAAUCACUUUCCCAUAUGGAUACCAUGCGGGGUUUAACCAUGGGUUUAAUUGUGCCGAGUCAACAAACUUUGCCACCAUUCGAUGGAUUGAUUAUGGAAAAGCAGCAAAAUUGUGCACUUGUAGGAGAGACAUGGUGUCAAUAUCCAUGGAUGUCUUUGUGAGGAAAUUUCAACCAGACAGAUACCAGCUAUGGAAACAGGGCAAGGAUUUAUAUACCAUUGAUCAUACAAAACCAACUCCUGAAUCAACACCUGAAGUAAAGAUCUGGUUACAGAGAAGAAGGAAAAUGCAGAACUUUCCCAAAAGCUUCCAGCACACCAGAUCUCGAUCUAAAAAGCUUAAAACUCCAGAGGACAAGAGAGUAUCUGCUAUGCUAGCUGAUGCAGAAAUCAUAGUGACUGAAGCAGUUACUGAUGGCUUCAAGGUCAGUGAAGAACCAGGAAAAAAAGUGAGAGUGGUAAACACAGGAGUGCCUUCUGGGGAAGAAGAAAACAGUGGUAGAAUGCAUCUGGAUCAGCAUUUAUUGGAUCAUGUCAAGAUUGCAGGAAGCAUCCCUUCAGUAUCAAUUUUGAGACCUGAUCCUGUACUAGAGAGAACAAAAAUGGAAGAUGAAGACAGGAUAGAUCCCAGUUGUUCUUCCUGCACACUUGAAGAUUCUGUAGCCAGCAAACCUGUUUCUGAUAGCUGUAGAAAAGAAGAGAGUUUGAAAUCUCAGAAUCAAUAUGUUUCAUCCAUACCAUACUGUAAAGAAGACGGAGAAAUUUCUGAAGCAGAAAAUCCAGAGAGAAAGGAAAGUGUCUUAACAGAGGACAGUAUCAGCAACCUAGAAAGUUCUGGAAGUAAUUUGGAACAUGGAGAAGUUCUCAUUGUAAAAAAGGAUGAAGAAGACGGCAUGGAAAUAUCUUAUUCAGAGGAAGUUGAAAGAAAGAAAAUAUGUAAGAGUUGGCGUCAUCCACUACAUAAACCCCCAGCUAGAUCUCCAAUGACUUUGGUUAAGCAGCAAGCAACUAGUGAUGAAGAACUACCUGAAACUACCUUAAUUGAAGAGAAAGUUCAAGAGUCAGAGGUAUGGGCCAAGCCUCUGGUUUACCUGUGGCAGACAAGACCACCCAAUUUCAAUGCUGAAAAAGAAUACAAUACAGCUUGUGCAAAAAAGGAACCUCAUUGUGCCAUUUGCACUCUUCUUAUGCCAUACUAUAAGCCAGACAAUCAGGAUGAAGAAACUCCUAUUUUCAGUGAAGCAAACUCAGCAGAAAUAUUGAUGGCAGAAAAUGAGAAGACUAAACCUCUUAUUCCAGAGAUGUGUUUUAUUUAUAGUGAAGAAAACACUGAAAACUAUCCAUCAAAUGCCUUUGUUGAAGAAGACGGAACGAGUCUUCUUAUUUCAUGUGCAAAGUGCUGCGUACGGGUUCAUGCAAGUUGCUAUGGUGUUCCUUCUCAUGAAAUCCAUAAUGAGUGGUUUUGUUCUCGAUGCAGAAAAAAAGCCUGGACAGCUGAAUGUUGUCUCUGCAAUUUGAGAGGCGGUGCAUUAAAGCAAACUACUGACAAAAAGUGGGCACAUGUAAUAUGUGCAAUUGCUAUCCCAGAAGUCAGAUUUGGUAAUGUCACAGAGCGUACUCCAAUAGACACUAGAAGAAUACCUUUGCAAAGAUUAAAAUUGAAAUGUAUCUUCUGCAGACAGAGAGUUAAAAAAAUCUCUGGUGCCUGCAUUCAGUGUUCAUAUGGACGCUGCCCAGCGUCCUUCCAUGUUACCUGUGCCCAUGCUGCAGGAGUGCUGAUGGAACCUGAUGACUGGCCAUAUGUUGUCUACAUCACAUGUUUCAGGCACAAGAUCAACCAAAAUGUGAGAGCUAAAGUAUGUGAGAAAGCCAUUACAGUUGGGCAGACAGUCAUCACAAAACAUAGAAAUACACGAUACUAUAGUUGCAGAGUCAUAGGAGUGACAUCUCAGCUUUUCUAUGAAGUCAUGUUUGAUGAUGGCUCCUUCAGUCUGGAUACUUUUCCUGAAGACAUUGUAAGCAGAGAUUGCCUAAGGCUGGGUCCACCUGCAGAGGGAGAAGUUGUCCAAGUGAAAUGGCCUGAUGGAAAGCUGUAUGGUGCAAAGUAUCUGGGGACAAAUACAGCUCACAUGUAUCAGGUGGAGUUUGAAGAUGGUUCUCAAAUAGUAAUGAAGAGGGAAGAAAUAUAUACACUGGAUGAGGAGCUUCCUAAGAGAGUAAAAGCACGUUUAUCUACAGCUUCUGAUAUGAGAUUUGAAGACACAUUUUAUGGAGCAGAUAUUAUCGUGGGAGAGAAGAAAAGGCAGAGAGUAUUGAGUUCUCGCUUUAAGAAUGAGUAUGUGGAUGAUCCAGGAUACCGCAGCUUCUUGAAAAGCUCAUUCCAGAAGAAAUGCCAGAAGGGACUGUAAAGGAAGCAAGAGAAGAGAGAGGGCUCUUGAUUAAAAAUCAUGCAGCAUUAUUUGCAGUUGGGUUUUGUUUAACUGAAAACUCUGUUUUACAGUGAACUAAUCCAUACACCAGCCUUGUAAUCUGAAGUACUUGAGUUCUGAUUUCAUCAGUUAAUAUAUUUAAGAAUUUGUAAUACUUUGCAUUAUAAAACCGGGGGGAAAACCAAGAGAGAUUACUGAAUGAUAUGCUGAAGAAAAGUUUCAGUCCUGCUUUCAUUGAAAUAAGUGGUAAAAUGUCCUUUGAAUUCUUUGAUUCACAGUUCUGAGGGGGAGCCAUUUUAGUAAACAGAAAUAAUGUCAGUGGCUCACUUUUUUCUGCACACAGGAAAGGAUGUUAGGUUCAAAAAUAGCAGCUUUUAUAAAAUAUUUUAAAACAAAACCAGAUUUGUACAGUACUGAGACAAAAAAGGCUGUAUUUACUUUGUACAGUGCUUUUACAUUUUUAUGUCACUACUGUUUUCAGUAGGAUUUGAUGGGGACUCAGCUAUUGACUUAGAUAUUUUUGGCUUUUAAGAGAGGUAUCUUCAGCACAGCAAGGAUAUUUUGUAUAUUUAAGGAGAUAGAUUUUGGCAGGUAUUUUUAAACAUGUUUUUCAUAAAGUCUUAAAAAUAGCUACUUGUAAAAUAUUAAUUUCUUUCACUGUGUGUAUGAAAAUUAAAGUUGAAAUAUAUAUAUGCCUAACAGCCUAGUUUUGAAUGAAUAUAUUAUGGCUUUUAUUUUUGAAAUAAUGUUCUAGCAGUGUAAUAAUGUUUUAAAAUAAAUAAAUACUUUACUACUAUUACAACA